CUCGCAGACAGGCACGCUCGGAGGAUCCUCCCUCCAAACCAGAUCAGCGAGGACCCCACCUCCAAACUGCCGAGCGAAAAAUCAACUGCAGUGAAAAAUCAACAGCAGCGCCCGCGGCCGCAGGCCCGCAGCCAUGGACCACCAGGGGCUAGCGCCGGCGCCGCUGGACCCGCAGUCCCCACCGAUCUCGGCGUCGGCGUCGGCCCCGGCCUCGCCGUACUCCGCGCUACACCCGCUCCUCUUGCCCUCCCCGAACCCGCACCUCCUCCUCAAGCCCAAGACGCUGACCCUCUCCCUCUCGUCCUCCUCCCUCACCUCCAUGGGCUCCUCCUCGCCACACGCCCCCGCUAACGAUGCCUGGGAGGUCGUCACUCCCACUGCCCCCCACGUGGACAGCGAGCUCGAUGACUGCACCAUCUUCCCGCCGCGGCUGCACGAGGGACUGGGCCUGGACGGCGAGCCCGAGGAGGUGCUGCUGCUGCCAGCGGCGGCGAAGGAGGCGGAAGAGGAGGAGGAGGGUGCGGAGGACGAUGAGUGGCUGUGGAGAUGGGGGUGGGAGAGGUGCCGCUUGGCAGCGAGGCGCGCUUGGACGGCCGGGGUUGGGACCGUCCAGGAGCGGGUGCUCGUGCACGGCGCGUGUGGGUGCCCGGCGGUGAGGCCCGCCGUGUGGUCGGCUGCGGCGGCAGCUGCUGUGGUGGGGGUGCUUCUGUACGCCCGUCGGCGGGAUAGGAGGGAACGGGACCUCCUCGUGCUUCUCUCCAAGGAGAAGGAUAAGAGGAUAGCACAACUGCUGCAUCAAAUUGCUUUAAUGAGUGACAUCAGAAACGGCAAUGAAGCAGUGAAGAUCAUCAGGAACUCCUAAUCAUUUUCGCUGUUUAAAGGUUCAGUUGCUAUGUUGUAGCAAACUGAUUAGGUAGUUAGAGAAUCAGACUAGUCGCUAGUCAGCGUGCAGGAUCAAUACUUGUAGCUAAAUGGUUGUUUAGCUGCAUGAUCCCCAUGGAUCUGAUGUUUACAUAUAACUAGAUUCUGAAACCUGCAAGGUUGCAACCCAGUCUCAAGCAAUCAAUAGUCACCACCUCAUCUCUGUUUCUUCUUCUUAAAAUAUGUGUAUAGCUGGGUGAUGAUUUGGUAAGCCGUAGAUAUGUAGAAACUGGUGUUGAUAUGGACAGCCCUGGACAAUGUUCUGUAUAUGCAACUUCCAUUUAUUGCAUUGUGAUUUUUAUUAUCCACUGAAUUCUGAUAUUUACGACCA
Molecule: messenger RNA, 1252 nt
Organism: Sorghum bicolor (sorghum)
Lineage: Eukaryota; Viridiplantae; Streptophyta; Magnoliopsida; Poales; Poaceae
Exons: 2
Coding region: 134-862 (242 amino acids)
Source: RefSeq, a predicted model, not a curated record